UGCAGUACACUGAGCUCCAUAGAGACAGCGCUGGGGCAAGUGAGAGCCGGACGGGCACUGGGCGACUCUGUGCCUCGCGGAGGAAAAAUAAACACGGGCAAAGGAGAUCCUAAGAGGCCGAGAGGCAAAAUGUCAUCGUAUGCAUUCUUUGUGCAAACUUGCCGGGAGGAGCACAAGAAGAAGCACCCAGAUGCUUCAGUCAACUUCUCAGAGUUUUCUAAGAAGUGCUCAGAGAGGUGGAAGACCAUGUCUGCUAAAGAGAAAGGAAAAUUCGAAGACAUGGCAAAGGUGGACAAGGCCCGUUAUGAAAGAGAAAUGAAAACUUAUAUCCCCCCUAAAGGGGAAACAAAAAAGAAGUUCAAGGAUCCCAGUGCACCCAAGAGGCCUCUUUCGGCCUUUUUCUUGUUUUGUUCUGAGUAUCGUCCAAAAAUCAAAGGAGAACAUCCUGGCCUAUCCAUUGGUGAUGUUGCAAAGAAACUGGGAGAGAUGUGGAAUAACACUGCUGCAGAUGACAAGCAGCCUUAUGAGAAGAAGGCUGCUAAGCUGAAGGAAAAGUAUGAAAAGGAUAUUGCUGCAUACCGAGCUAAAGGGAAGCCCGAUGCAGCGAAAAAGGGAGUCGUCAAGGCUGAAAAAAGCAAGAAAAAGAAGGAAGAGGAGGAAGAUGAGGAGGAUGAAGAGGAUGAGGAGGAGGAGGAGGAGGAGGAGGAGGAGGAUGAAUAAGUUGGUUCUAGCGCAGUUUUGUUUUUUUUUCUUGUCUAUAAAGCAUUUAACCCCCCUGUACACAACUCACUCCUUUUAAAGAAAAAAAAUUGAAAUGUAAGGCUGUGUAAGAUUUGUUUUUAAACUGUACAGUGUCUUUUUUUGUAUAGUUAACACACUACCGAAUGUGUCUUUAGAUAGCCCUGUCUUGGUGGUAUUUUCAAUAGCCACUAACCUUGCCUGGUACAGUAUGGGGGUUGUAAAUUGGCAUGGAAAUUUAAAGCAGGUUCUUGUUGGUGCACAGCACAAAUUAGUUAUAUAUGGGGAUGGUAGUUUUUUUCAUCUUCCGUUGUCUCUGAUGCAGCUUAUACAAAAUAAUUGUUGUUCUGUUAACUGAAUACCACUCUGUAAUUGCAAAAGAAAAAAGAAAAAAAGUUGCAGCUGUUUUGUUGACAUUCUGAAUGCUUCUAA
Molecule: messenger RNA, 1170 nt
Organism: Hippopotamus amphibius kiboko
Lineage: Eukaryota; Metazoa; Chordata; Mammalia; Artiodactyla; Hippopotamidae
Product: high mobility group protein B1-like
Exons: 1
Biological process (GO): regulation of transcription by RNA polymerase II
Cellular component (GO): nucleus
Molecular function (GO): DNA binding, bending
Source: RefSeq, a predicted model, not a curated record